Bipolaris sorokiniana ND90Pr is the source of this 546-nucleotide messenger RNA. RefSeq lists its product as uncharacterized. The record is from RefSeq and is a predicted model, not a curated record. NCBI's taxonomy places the organism in Eukaryota, Fungi, Ascomycota, Dothideomycetes, Pleosporales, Pleosporaceae. The transcript has a single exon. The coding region runs from base 51 to 377 and encodes 108 amino acids.
UAUGCACUGCUAAAAACUACAUCCUAACUUCUGCACAUUUCCCCCAAGUAAUGAUAAAUGCUAAUUCUAUUACUAUUAUCUUUUCCCCCUAUCAUGUUGGCCUUCGUGAUUACCGUGUUGGUGACGGUCCUAACCGCAUUCGAGCUCUAGGGGUCGUUAAAGAGCUGGAAAAACUCGGUGUGAUGGUACAUAUACUCAAGCUUCUAUUAGUUAAGGAUUUUGAACGGGAGAUAGGCCGUAGCUUUAAGCUACUCCGGCGGACGUCUAAGGCAGUAACAGAUGUGUAUGCUAAGCAAUCCUUUCCUCUUGUUCUAUUAGGAAAUUGUAUAGUAAGCGCUAGAGUUGCUUAUAGGCUAGGCCUCAAAGAUCUUAGCUAGAUCUACUUUAACGCAUACAACGAUAUAGAUACAUUAUUAACGAACACGAACGGAUACCUGGAUUCUAUGGGCCUAUCAAUGCUGUGGGGGGGGGGGGGGGAAGCUUCCAUCGUUUAGUAAACACGAUUCCUGGAUACGCUCCGUAUAAGUAUAAUACAUAAGAUAAUCU